Molecule: messenger RNA, 1843 nt
Organism: Lineus longissimus
Lineage: Eukaryota; Metazoa; Nemertea; Pilidiophora; Heteronemertea; Lineidae
Product: leucine-rich repeat-containing protein 74A-like
Exons: 12
Coding region: 88-1833 (581 amino acids)
Molecular function (GO): calcium ion binding; protein binding
Source: RefSeq, a predicted model, not a curated record
CAACAUACACAUUGGAUUAUCGUAUUAGUCCAUUGUUUUGUCAAAUUAAAUUUGAGUUUAGCUAGCUUAUAUACAUUCUCUUCUACUAUGAGCGUCAACAUCGAAAUUCAGUACGACGAUGAUUACUACAGUGAACACCCGGAGGCCUUCAAGGGACAUCGACCACCCGCGUAUGGUCAUUUCCAGCAGAAAACAACCCACAAGAAACUCGCCCGGAAACGCUCGUCAAAGAAGUUGAGCAUUCCAGAAUCGGAAAAAGAGGCACCGUCGCCGGUUCCUUCCUUACGAACAGAAGCUACGAAUACUAACCUCAGUGAACUGGAAGCGGACUUCUUCGAUCCGAAUUUCGACUUUGAUGGCGACGAUAAUCCGGCUGGCCUCAAAGAGCAGAUCGACCAUAACCAGAUGACGUACGAAUUGGCGUGUAAAAGGAUGGGCAUCUUGCCCUCACGACAUUUUAUACAGGCUCUUAAGGCGCCCAGAAUGACCAUGGCACACCAGGAAAUGGGACCGAAGGCGCUGAAACCUUGUAUCAUAGCUCUCGUACGGAACACUAAAGUGUUAGAUCUCGACAUCUCCGGCAACAGCAUUGGAGCGGUGGGAGCUCAUCAAAUCGCCUCCUUACUCACGGAAAACAUGUUUAUUUCGAAGCUGAACUUGUCUGAUAACGGUCUCAAGUCAGAAGGUGCUAAAAUACUGACGGAUGUGCUAAAAGAGAAUCGGUUGGUGACCUGCUUAAAAAUGUCAGGGAAUGGUUUCGAGGAAGGUGAUGCAAGUUAUUUUGCUGCAGUGAUUCGGGAAAACGCUUACAUAACGGAACUGGACCUUAGUCACAACUGCUUCAGAGAACAAGGAGGAAUCGUUUUAGCUGAAGCAUUACAAAAAAAUAAGUAUCUCGAGAAACUAGACCUCAGUUGGAAUCAUUUGCGGCGGAAAGGUGCCAUCGCCAUGGCAAAGCUUUUAGCUGUGAACAGUACCAUAACGCAUCUCAACCUGGCCUGGAAUGGCUUCGGGGCAGAAGGAUGCAAUCAUCUUGCCGACAACCUACCGAAGAACACCACUUUGCUUGAGUUGGACCUGACUUGUAACCGCAUAGACAGGGCCUGCUUAAACACGUUGCUCCGAGGAGUUGGGAGGAACACAUCGCUGACAACACUCAAGUUAAGCCAGAACCCUAUUACGGCAGAGGGAGCCAGUGCCAUCUUAAAAACAAUCGAUGAGAGUGAAAAUCUUCAGCUAGAAUUCGUAGACAUUUCAAGCCAGUGCGUGGAGUAUACCUUCGCAGAGAAAUUAUCCGAACUCAGGACUAAAAGAAAGUUCGACAUCAAGCACGGUAUAGUCUUAGAGGAGAAGGAGGGGCGGAAAGACCAGGAUGACUUCAAUAAUGAAGACCCCAUGAUGGUAUUGAUGGAGUUCAUGAGGCUACGGAACCUGCGACUGAUUGACCUGUUCGUGUCGCUGGACGCGGAUGGAAGUCAAAGUUUGGAGAGGGAGGAGUUUAGGGAAGGUCUGUUGAAAAUCAAUGUCCCAAUGUCUACAAAAGCUUUGAAUCGCUUGAUAAAUAAACUGGACGCUGACGGGGAUGGUGAAGUCGAUUACAAGGAACUUAUCGACGGCCAGAAGGAGCACAAGCGUCGCAUGGCCAAGAUGCAGAGGGAGGCUCAAGAGAAAGGCAUACCGUACGAGGAUACGGAGAUGGGGAAGCUCACCAAAAAACUCAAAGCCAUGAUGGCCAUCGCUAAUGUCAAGAGAGUACAAGCCAUGAUGAAUGCAAGCAAGGCGGUUGGCAGAUUCAAAAGAGGGAUUCAGGAAGCGGAAAAAGCAAAGGACUAGUGCGGGGCAA